ACAGUAGUAGCUUAUAAUAACCAUAUAUGGUCAUAAACUAUGUCUAAAUCCCGGAUAUCCUGUAGCCCGGAUUUGGACAGCCGCAAGCAGUUUGGAACGCCGGUGAAGACAAUGUCGCGUUUCACGGAGGACGAAAUAGCAGACAGGAAGGAUUCUUUCGCUUUGUUUGACAAGAAGGGUGAUGGGAAGAUUGAGUGCUCUCAGAUUGGUGACGUUUUGCGGGCGCUUGGUCAGAACCCGACUGAAGCGGAGGUGAAGAAGAGUAUGGCUGAUCUGGACCCCACCGGCCUAAAACGCAUUAGCUUUGAAGAGUUCCUGCCGGUUCUUCAUUCCAUGUCUCAUCGUCGAGAGCAGGGUAGUCACGAGGACUUUGUCGAAGGCUUACGAGUGUUUGACAAAGACGGCAAUGGUUAUAUUGCGGCUGGGGAGCUCCGUCACGUUCUCACAAGUCUUGGCGAGAGACUGAGCGACGAGGAAGUCGAUCAACUUCUGCAAGGAGUUGAGCACGACAGUCAGGGACAGAUCAACUAUGAAGAUUUUGUGAAGCUUAUCAUGUCGCAGUGACUCGUUGUGGCAAUGAGUUCGGGUGUCGAGUGAUGUCUAACUAAGCUGUUGUAUUAGCAAAUCGGAAGUUUUUAGUGACACUGACAAGUUGACGUUCUCGUGCGUUUGUGUGAUUGCGAGUACAGACUCGGUAGUAAUUAACUGUUUGUUCACUCUG
Corticium candelabrum is the source of this 721-nucleotide messenger RNA. RefSeq names its product myosin-2 essential light chain-like. Gene Ontology annotation, molecular function: calcium ion binding. The transcript is spliced from 5 exons. NCBI's taxonomy places the organism in Eukaryota, Metazoa, Porifera, Homoscleromorpha, Homosclerophorida, Plakinidae. Gene Ontology annotation, cellular component: myosin II complex. The record is from RefSeq and is a predicted model, not a curated record. The coding region runs from base 40 to 564 and encodes 174 amino acids.